AUGUACUCAUCGUACAAAACUCACACCACCUACAAGGGUAAUGUUGUUAUUUCACCAUCGGGCGAAAUGAUUCACAUCAGUUCUUUAUUUGCGGGGUCGAUAUCAGGUAAAGAGCUGGUCAAGCAAUCUGGUCUUUUGUCACUGCUCCAGCCUUGGGAUCAGAUUAUGGCUGAUAAGGGCUUGUGAUACAGGAUCUACUCACACCUCUUGGUUGCAGUGUAGUAAUGCCAUCAUUUUUGAGCUGCAAACAGCAGUUUUCCAAAGGUGAACUCCUAAGGAGCAAAACAAUUCAGAACCUUCAGGUGCAUGUUGAAAGGGCUAUUAAGAGAGUCAAGGAGUUUCAUUUCUUUGAUAGGGUGAUCCCACUAACUAUGGCAGGCAGUAUCAACCAGAUAUGGACA
Molecule: messenger RNA, 401 nt
Organism: Porites lobata
Lineage: Eukaryota; Metazoa; Cnidaria; Anthozoa; Scleractinia; Poritidae
Source: the annotation of a GenBank genome assembly